AUGGAACUCAAAAUCAAUAUUGACGGAUUGGAACGUAGUGUUUCUGGAGUGACGGAGAGUACGACUUGUUCUCAGAUCAUCUACGCACUGGCACACGCCACCAGCCAGCGAGGACGAUUCGUGAUGGUGGAGAAGUAUCGCAAUGUGGUAGGUUCUCAAGCAUUUCCCUCGUUUUAAACAUCAAUGCUUGACGAGACUUGGCUUCCGAAAGUGAAAAACGCAAGACGGUUUUCUGUUUUGUUGCUGUGGAAGGUCAAAGCUUUUUGAAAACGCGCACUUAACAUAAGAUGUCGAUUUUACGGGUCAAUGAAUGCCGAAAUGCUUGGAAUUAUGCAUUUACAUGCUGUAAUGACGGUUGGGAAGCUAGAAAAAAUUGUCGCCAAAAAUAUAAUCUAUUCAAACUCACGAGGAAUGUUCUUGACACCUACUAAUUUGGGAAAAUCUGAAAAAAUCACAACAUCAGAUAAAUUCCAAAUAGUACUCUCAGCUUUUUAAAGAAUAUGGCAGAAUUCAUCUGAUUUCCAGAAAUGUUUUGAAAAUUUUCCAAAUUGAUAGGUUAGACUCCUCUUGUAAGCAGACUUGUCAAAAAUCGGCUCGGCCCGGAUUUCAAAAGUUUGAAUAAUUUGGCUGAAAUAACAUUUGUUGAAAUUUUACUACUAAAUCCCUAUCAAGAAAGUUCACGACUGCCUAAAUUUUCAUUAGCGACAUUAGAACGUCGUGUUCCGGCCGAAUUUUUGUAUUGAAUUGCCAUAAUUGCCGAUGAUGAAGUGCGAAUGGACUAAAUUGCGUUAAUCGAAUCAAUUGUAAGUCACUUCAAACUGUUACUCCAGGAACGUCGAUUGGCACCGAAUGAUCGGCCUCUGGAAACGCUGCGCAAAUGGAGAGAACACGCCGCAAACGUCACAUUCCAAAUGCUUCGUGUCGAUCAGAACGACGAGAUUUGCCGUGAGUCUUUUUUCAAAUCGAAUCUAACCAGGGCUCGGCAAUUGGCCGGCCCUUGACCUGGACCUUUGAACCACUUGCAAUAUUCCGAUCGGACCCAAACUUUGCAGGAUUGUUGGACUUGGAUUGAGGGCCAUUUGGACCAAGUUUCAGCCCGACCAGAUCGUCGUGUCCCGAGAUAUGUGGAUCAUUUGCCGAUUGUUUCCAAAAGCCCGGGCUUCCGGCCAAUUUCGGCCAAUGAUCCACAUAUCUCGGGACCAGAUGAUCCGAUCGAGCUGAAACUUGGUCCCAGUAUGCUUCAACACAUGUCCGAGAAGCCUGCAAAGUUUGGCUUCGAUCGGAAUAUUGCAAGUGGUUCAAAAGUCCAGGUCAAGGGCCGGCCAAUUGCCCAGCCCUGAAUCCAACCAAAACCACAUGAGUUGAUGAUGCAAACCAGAUGGAUUCAGAGCAAGUGGACGAGCCGGCGGAGCCACUGAAGCCGUACAUCCAUCCGAAACAGACAUCGGCAAGCAGUAUGAUGACUUCGCUGCCAGGUACGUGACCGUCUUUUGUCUCUGCCGUGAUCAGAUCGGAAGGCACUGGUGAGUGUGGUGUGUAACAAGCAAUUCGGUCAAAUAGCCAUUCAUAAUGAAACACGGAGACCAUAACCGAUUUUUCAUGCGACUUGCUUGUAUCGCACGACCUUUACACUAUUAUUUGUUGUGGCCAUCUCGUUCACGUCUUCUCUAAUUCUCUUCAGCUUCCCCCUCCCCCUUUCUCGUACUGCAACAUAUUUUACACAACAAAAGCCAAUUAAGGAAGAAGUGCGUCGGGCCAACAGCUUGAAAAUGGACAAAGAAGCACUAGUUCGCUGCCAACUUACCCCAUCUCGGCAGGUGUCACUGGCACUCUCGGACGCAGCAACCGUCGGCCUCCGCCACCAGGUUAGAUCUACUAUUAUUCUGAUUUUCGUUCUUGUUCAAAAUAGGAUUACCAGUCUUGUAAACGCCUCACGGUCGCCUUAUGUAUCAAGGAAGUAGAAAGAAAAAUGUCGGCCAAGUAAAGGAAGUGAUGAUCAUCGCACUUCACAAUUUUUGCCUGUUUCCAAACUGACAACCUGAUAUUCCCUUUAUUUUAGGCCAAUUUUUUGUCGUCAUUUACUGAGAGAAGUCGAACGACUAAGAGAACGGUCGGAAACGGCGGCCCAAGAAAGUGCAAGCAAAUCAGUGUCAACAAAUGGGUCUUUUUUCGUUACAACCCUCCCACUCUAUUGACCGCUUCUUGUCAAAAACGUGUGUAAUUUGUUCGCCACUAUAACCUCCGCGGUCGCACGUACUCGCGUUUCAAAAUUAACUAUGACUAAGGCCAAAAAUCGAUUGGAUUUCGAGACGUUUUCCCAUUUACCCCACCCCUUUGGGGUGACAUUGUCGAAAUACCAUUUUCUCAGCCUAUAAAAACCGCCCGCUCGCCACUCAUUUUCUUUGGUCAGAGUACUGACUUUGCGGCGUGUAACUUCAUCUUCCGUCACUUUCUCUCUCUCUCUCUCUCUCUCUCUCUCUCUCUCUCUCUCUCUGUCUACCAAAAACUACGGUCAUUGUUCUUUUUUUAAAUGAAUCCUCCAUCCAAAAACACUUUUAAAAACAAUAGAAAUCCAGUGUCGUCAUCAAUUUUGAAAGUGAACCUUCAUGACUUGAUACAGAAACACAGGUUUUUGUAAAUGGGAGGUCGUCCAGAUUGAAAAAGAUGAAAUCACGCACGAGACGUGACCGGAUAGGACUACAUAGUAUAUAUAUGUAUAUUACAGACUAUAUGGUUAUUAUGGAAAAGAAGAAUCUCAUGAUGACCGCCACAGUGAUGCAGCGGGAGAAGGACGAGCUCGAGGAGUUCCAAAAGUGAGUAAAGCCAUGCGCCGACCGGCUUUAUCUAAUUCUUGUUCAUUUCAGAGCUGAUGUCAAAAAGCUUUCCGAGACGAUGACGGCUCAUGAGAUCGCCGAAUACCAAGCUCACGAAGAGGAGCUCCGUCAGCUCCUGAAGCAGCAGGUAACAAGAAGCAAGAAGUGCCAGCUCAGUUUGAACCUGUCUUUUUUCAGAAAAACUUGAGAACGAUUCUGAAGCCGAUAAUCGCCGCCAACUGGCCGCAGCAAUAUCAGCUCGAGUUGAAAAGAUCUCACAAGCUGAAGGCGUCGUUGGCUGCCACGAGAGAAGCCAUCAGCAAAACGAAAGAGUAAGUACUUUGUUGCGCUUUGAACCCUUGGAGUAGCCGGCAGUGAUUCGAAGAGGAAAAGACGUGACCGGAAAUCCACGUGACCAUCUAUCGUUGUCUCAUAAGGCCCGUGUUCGGCCGAUUGUCUGUGUCUCUCUUUCCGUCAUUUCUUAUCAAGGACACUCUCUCCUCUCUAAUUAUCCAUUUCUGCAAAUGAGGCUACAAAACGAGAAAGAUUGAUAGACUUAUAACGAGUAAAUGAAACGUUUUGCAGUGACAUCAAGCGCGUUGAAGCGACCGAGAAGGAUCUGAUGCUGAAGUUGGCGCUGUUCAAGAAGCAGGACGAGAACGGCGACGAGAACUCGGAGGUGAUCGAGUCGUCCAUCGAUUUGGGGUGUCCGUCGACCGGAAGUUCCACUCCACAGACUCUCAUCGCUUGA
This is a messenger RNA of Caenorhabditis sp. 36 PRJEB53466, 3564 nucleotides long. The record is from the annotation of a GenBank genome assembly. NCBI's taxonomy places the organism in Eukaryota, Metazoa, Nematoda, Chromadorea, Rhabditida, Rhabditidae.